AUGAAUUUGAAUAAUUCAAAGUUUAUAUCAAAUAUUGAAAAGGUUACAUUAGAAUCUUAUUUGUGGAGACCUUCAGUCCUUUCAACAUUGACAUCUUCAAUUAAACAUCUUAAUAUUCAUUUGAGUGAUCCAUCAAAAUUUCUAUCAGAUUUAAUUCAAUCAAAACCUCAACUUUUGUCUCUUACAAUUCAAUGUUUAAAUGGAAAAUUUUCUUUUUCAAAUGAUACUUUUAAAUUAUUUCCCAAUUCAUUAACUUCAAUUAAAUUUGUUUAUUGUGAUUUCUUAAAAUCGCUACUUAAUAUUUCUACACCAUUAAAAAUUAAAACUUUAAAAGUAGUUGGUAAAAUCAAAGGAAUUACUUUAUUAAUUCAGAAAGUUGGUUCGUAUUUAGAGCAUUUAGAGUUAGACAUUAGCAGUGCUUCAGACAAAUAUAAAACCACUGAAAGCAUUGCAAAUUAUUGUGACAAAAUUAAAUUUUUAUGCAUAAGCUUCGAUGAAGGAAAUGAACUUUAA
This is a messenger RNA of Funneliformis caledonium, 513 nucleotides long. NCBI's taxonomy places the organism in Eukaryota, Fungi, Glomeromycota, Glomeromycetes, Glomerales, Glomeraceae. The record is from the annotation of a GenBank genome assembly.